Colletotrichum orchidophilum is the source of this 1095-nucleotide messenger RNA. RefSeq lists its product as uncharacterized. The record is from RefSeq and is a predicted model, not a curated record. The transcript has a single exon. Lineage: Eukaryota; Fungi; Ascomycota; Sordariomycetes; Glomerellales; Glomerellaceae. The coding region runs from base 1 to 1095 and encodes 364 amino acids.
AUGGCAAUAGUAGAGCUUGUUGUAGAGCUUGUUGUGUUUGAACCUGCAGUUGAUGACGAUACUGAGGGAGACGAGAUGCUACUUGUACCCGAUUGUGUUUGCGAUGUGACUGAGCUAGAUGGCGAGCUCGUUGGAGCAGCAGUCGGGGUGCUGGUGGGACUGGUGACCUGGCUACUCGUCGAAAUACUAACUGUCAAGGGGAGACUACUCGAUAACGAGGUGGUACUCAGUGAUGAUGAAAGGGUUGAAGUGGAGUUCGAAAUUGAGAGGCUUCCUGAUGCACUAGUAGACAAAGAGCCAGAUGUUGUAACACUAGUCGAAGAAACACGAGUGCUUGAUGACCCUGAGGUGGUAUUCGAGAAUACUGAUGACGUGCUUGAGAUGCUGCUGGUCGAUGACCUUGACGUAGUGCCAGGCGAAGAAGUGCUGCUGAGUGAACUUAUAGGUGAGGUGCUUGAAGAUGUAGUAGUUGAAGAGGAUGUAGAUGCUACCGAUGACGACGAAGAUGGCGUUGUCGAGGACGAGGACGAGGACGGUGAGGUGACUAAUGUUGACGAGGAGGAGGUAGAGGAUGUCGAUGUCGACAAGGAUGUGGAGGACGUUGGCGAGGAAGAGGAGGAUGUCAAGGAGGAAGACGAGGAUGAGGUAGAAGUGGACGAGGACGGGGUCGAUGUUGAAGAGGAAGAGGAAGAUGUUGACGACGAGGAUGAUGACGAGGUAGGCGUGGUCGAGGUGGUCGAGGAGGAUGUUGUGGACGAUGUUGACGAGGUGGUGGAUGAGGUGGUGGACGAGGUGGAUGAGGUAGUAGACGAGUCAGACGAGGUAGUGGACGUGGACGAGGUAGAUGAGGUAGUAGACGAGUCAGACGAAGUAGUAGAAGAUGUAGUGGACGAGGUGGACGAGUCAGACGAGGUAGUGGACGAGGUAGAUGAGGUAGUAGACGAGUCAGACGAGGUAGUAGACGAUGUAGUAGAUGUGGAUGAGGACGAGGACGAGGACGAGGAUGAGGACGAGGAAGAUGUAGACGAAGUGGUCGACGAGGUAGAAGACGUUGUUGUAGUCUGCGAGUUGUCGGGCACCGCACUCGUGCCAUAG